Molecule: messenger RNA, 279 nt
Organism: Schistosoma margrebowiei
Lineage: Eukaryota; Metazoa; Platyhelminthes; Trematoda; Strigeidida; Schistosomatidae
Source: the annotation of a GenBank genome assembly
AUGCCUAGUGUGACUACAACAAGUACUGUCAGUUCAUCAGGAGUUCGUUUAAUGCGUAAAACUUCAUGCACUGGUACCAACGAUCAAGCUACUAAUUCUUCGUUUCAACAUAAUCCUGACAGAAAAUCACUAAGAGAUCAACCAAAUGUAGGGAAAUAUAAGUUAAUUCGUACACUUGGUCGUGGUAAUUUUGCAAAAGUCAAAUUAGCACAACAUGUUUCAACUGGACGUGAAGUGAGAAUUCGAACAUUAUUUAUUUUUACAGAUUAUGUUUUAUGA